UGAGUUGAUACGGUAAACAAACGACGGCAGUGGUUAAUUUGAACUUUGGGAGAGACAAAUUCUUAUCGGAGAAGAUUCACGAUGAAUAAAAGGAUAUCUUUCAGAAUCCAUGGAGGGAUAGUUCAAGGUGUAUUCUUCCGCAAGCAUACGCAGACGCGAGCUCAGGAGUUUGGGGUCACGGGCUGGAUCCAGAAUAUCGCUGGUGAAAAGAUCGAAGGCGAAGCUCAAGGCGACGAAAAUGCUCUGCAGGAGAUGGUGAAGGAGAUUAAGACCGGCCCGCCAAAUGCAGUGGUUGUCAAGGUGGAGACGGAGGAUAUUCCGGUGGUGGAGGGGGAGAAGGAGUUUGUGGUCAAGAGGACUGUGAGAUAGAUUCACGUGCUUGGAUUUCCAAGGCGGGGGGGACGGUAAUGUAGGGGUGAUGAGAUGUGAGGAUAGAGGCUUGAGUGUUUAUUCCUACUCUGCUCUUGUUGUAUUUGUCCAUGGCCAGCUAUAUCGUGUCACCAUUCUAUGCAUCUGUGGGUACCUACUCUGGUAUGCUUAGUUGCUGUCUGUCUAUGUCAUUGGUGCAUACAAGUAUCAGAGUAGUGAGAUGUAUUAAUUGAGGCUGACAGGGUUAGCACAAAUAUGUUGAGGGAAAGAGAAUGGGAGCUUUUCCCCAGUGCAAUCGUCGGGCUCCCCGAUUGGCGCUUGGCGUGAGCAGAUUGCCUCGGAACUCCGGCGCAUUGGGUUUCAGGCCCAAACCCUUCUGUUACUCAGGGCAUUUGGGUAGGCCCUCCGAAAAGACAUAAAUAAUACGUAGGCUCCAUAGGUAGU
Molecule: messenger RNA, 813 nt
Organism: Pseudogymnoascus destructans
Lineage: Eukaryota; Fungi; Ascomycota; Leotiomycetes; Thelebolales; Thelebolaceae
Exons: 5
Coding region: 82-369 (95 amino acids)
Molecular function (GO): acylphosphatase activity
Source: RefSeq, a predicted model, not a curated record